AUGGCCACCUCAGGUGGCGACAUGUCAUGGUAUUUCAGUCAAGUAAAAGGAGCACUGUACGAUGAGGCUCAGGAAGCCGACAUCAUAUCCGCUGUGGAAUUCAAUCACGACGGAGAGCUCCUCGCGACUGGAGAUAAGGGUGGAAGAGUUGUCAUCUUUCAAAGAAAUGAUCUAACUAAUCAAACGACGGGCAAGCGCUCGAGCGAAUAUAACGUCUACAGUACAUUCCAAUCGCACGAAGCCGAAUUCGAUUACCUCAAGUCUUUAGAAAUUGAAGAAAAAAUUAAUAAAAUUCGAUGGCUUCCUCGUCGAAAUGCUGCCCACUUUUUACUGUCGACAAAUGACAAGACGAUAAAGUUGUGGAAGGUUUCCGAGCGUGAAAAAUCAGUGAAUGGCUACAACCUAAAAGAAGAAGAUGGAUCAAUGCUGAGGACCAACAGUUAUUUAACCAGGUUAACCGUCCCAAAGUAUCAACAAAGUGAGCUGAUCGUAGAGGCAGCUCCAAAGAAGAUUUAUGCCAAUGCCCAUGCUUAUCAUGUCAAUUCUAUUAGUGUAAAUUCCGAUAACGAUACGUAUCUAUCCGCCGACGAUUUGCGCGUGAACCUCUGGAACCUCGAAAUAACCGAUCGAUCCUUUAAUAUUAUUGAUAUCAAACCUGCUAAUAUGGAAGAUCUGGCCGAGGUGAUCACUGCCUCUGAAUUCCACCCUACCGACUGUAGUACCCUUGUUUACAGUUCUUCGAAAGGAACUAUCCGCCUCUGUGACAUGCGAGAUCGGGCACUCUGUGACAAGCAUGCUAAACAAUUCGACGAGCCAGAAGAGCCUAAUCAACGAAGUUUCUUCUCUGAAAUCAUUGGAACGAUAUCCGAUGUGAAAUUUUCGCACGACGGAAGAUAUCUUCUCUCACGUGACUAUUUGACCGUCAAAGUUUGGGAUCUUGCCAUGGAGAACAAGCCUGUCAUGUCUUUUCCGGUUCAUCAAUAUCUGACGUCCAAGCUGUGCAAUUUGUACGAAAACGAUUGCAUCUUCGACAAGUUUGAAUGCUGUUGGAGCGGAAAUGACCAGCAAAUUAUGACCGGCUCAUACAAUAACUUUUUCCGCAUCUUUGACUGCAACUCAAAGAAGGACAUCACGCUGGAAGCUUCCAAGGACAACAUCAAACCCCGAGGACUCCUCAAGCCCAAAAAAGUUUUCCAGGGAACGAAAAAGAAGAAAGACGAAGUCUUGGUCGACUCCCUGAAUUACAACAAAAAAGUCCUUCAUUCAGCGUGGCACCCGCAGGAAAAUAUUAUUGAUAUUGAGCUAAACGGAAUCGAAAAUGAAGAGGCAUCAAAAGUCAUUGAAAAAGUGCGGCCGGAUUGGGAUCUCAGUCAGCUAAAGAGCAAGUGUUACUCCCACAGCAUGACGAACACGGUCUCUCACUUCUUCAUCAAGUCCCGGGAAGACGAAGACUCCGUCGUUGUCCGAGUCAACGGAGUAGCCGGCUUUUUAGAUCGCGAAAAAGAACUCGUCGCUUUUGAGCGUUUAUCCGCAGCUGGCAUUGCUGAUCAACUGAUUGCGACUUUUAAAAACGGUUUGGUUAUGAGGCCCAUCAAAGGAUCUACUCUGCAUAGGGAUACCAUCAAAACCAACGAAGUGGCAAGCCAUGUCGCCAGAGCAAUGGCACAAAUGCACAAGAAAACAAAGCUUUUGGCCACUGAAACUGAGCCAGAACUGAUAAGGCAAAUGCGGCAGUUCAUUUCGCUCAUUCCUGAACAAUACUCAGACGUGCAGAAAGAAGCCGCUCGCAGAAAAAUCCAACUUCCAGGCCCGCCAGAGCUCGAAAAUUACAUCCAAAGAACGAAAGAAGCCCUUGAAAAACAAACCACGCCACUUGUUGUUUGCCACAACGAUCUUUUGCUCAACAACUUUUUGUACGAUAAAGAAACUUCUUCGAUGAAAAUCAUCGACUACGAAUACCUGGCGCCGAAUCCAGCGGCAUUUGAUAUCGCCAAUCAUUUCAAUGAAUUCGUUGGAACUGAUGAUUUCGGCCCAGAAGAUUACCUCAAAUACCUCCCAGACGAGAGCUUCAUGAAAUGGUGGCUCCAGGAAUACCUUCUCGAGUUCUUGAAUCGUGAAGCAACUAAAGAAGAGCUCUGCUCUUGGCUUCAUUCCGUCAAACAAAUGAUGCCGCUUUCCCACUACUUUUGGGGAACUUGGAGCAUGGUUCAAAUCGAAGCCAGCGUUCUGGAUUUCGACUACGUGCAAUACGCAAAACUCCGACUUGAUGAAGCAGAACGUCUUCUACGACUCGACAACUAA
This is a messenger RNA of Oikopleura dioica, 2301 nucleotides long. Lineage: Eukaryota; Metazoa; Chordata; Appendicularia; Copelata; Oikopleuridae. The record is from the annotation of a GenBank genome assembly.